This is a messenger RNA of Thunnus maccoyii (southern bluefin tuna), 1258 nucleotides long. Its product is annotated as polyubiquitin-like. Gene Ontology annotation, biological process: protein ubiquitination; modification-dependent protein catabolic process. Gene Ontology annotation, molecular function: protein tag activity; ubiquitin protein ligase binding. Gene Ontology annotation, cellular component: nucleus; cytoplasm. Lineage: Eukaryota; Metazoa; Chordata; Actinopteri; Scombriformes; Scombridae. The record is from RefSeq and is a predicted model, not a curated record. The transcript is spliced from 3 exons. The coding region runs from base 688 to 1176 and encodes 162 amino acids.
AAAGAAAAACAUGAUUUGAACUUUCAACUGUUUAAUGAAGCUGAUGAAGUUUAAACUACUUAAUUUAAAUACUGUUUGGUAUGAUUGAGCUAUAACAAACUCCCUGUGUGUAUGUGUGGUGGACUGGCCACCAAGCAUACCGGGACAAAUCAGGUCCGGUGUUGUUUCGAACUGUUUCCCCGUCGAAAUGCGGAAGAAAGUCUCGCCCCCGAGAUGCUGUGCUGUCCAUGACUUUAAGAGGAGCUCGUAUAAUACAUCCAUGGCUCGUACCACUGAGGUACUAUGGAGAGUGUUAUACGAGUGGCGUAGUCUCUUUAAGAAAUAGCCCAGUGCAUAGGAAGUGCGCAUGACGCAUGCGUGUGGUCGAGCGAGAGCGAGAGAGCGAGCGUGUGUGACUGUGUUAGGGGCGACCGGAGCAGAGAGAGAGAGUUAAGUUAGCAGUUAGCUGUGACAGUAAUAGUACAGUGUAUGUACAGUUCGAGCUGUUCUGACAGAGAAUAAAUGCUGCAACUCCUCAAGAUUGAAGCUGAGUUCCCGUUUCUUGCUUGCUACCUGUUGAUAAAGUGGAGGGAGUUAACCCCGAAGUUAGCGGUGACUUCGGCCCUGGAGCAGUAAACUAAGUCUCCCCUGUGCUUCCCGACCACGGUCUGGACGCUGAAGCAGGAAAGUGACAAAUAGGAUCCAGAUAUGCGGCUCCGGGUGAGGAUGUUAACUGGGAGGACAAUUGAGAUCGAAUGUGAACGAUCGGAUACAGUGGAGAACGUGAAAGUAAAGAUAGAAGAUAAGGAAGCCAUCCCCCCAGAUCAGCAGAGACUGGUGCACAGAGGAGAGGAACUGCAAGAUUAUAGAUGUGUGUCUGACUAUGGAUUAGGACACAUGAAUACAAUUCACCUGAUACUCAGGCUUCGGGGAGGAGGGGGGCUGUUUCCAGAGGAGGAGGGCAAAGGAGAGGAGAUUUUAUGGACUGAUGUUUUUGACGAUGAUAUUGACGAUGAUAUUGACGAUGAUAAUGACGAUGAUAAUGACGAUGAUAAUGACGAAGAUGAAGAUGAUGAAGAUGUUGAUGAUGAGGAAGAUAGUGAUGAAGAUGGUGGGAUGGGUGACAAGGAGGGCAGAAAUAUGAGUAUGGAAAACCUCACAAACUUUAAUUCUUUAUCUAACUGUGCCAUACAGUGAUACUUGUUGGGACUACAUGUGGACCACAGUUUACCACAUGUUUCAAGACUCCAAGAAACCUGAGCCCUGGGGGUUCGCACCC